GGAAGAAGGGACCAGCCAGCGAGAAGCAAAGUUGCCCACCCUCCUCGAUCUGCAAGCAUGUAUGCACAUCAAAAUAUCUGUCGAACAAGAAGAUUAGAGGGCGCUUGCACUUGUGCUUAAUUUGUCAACCUGCCUGCUCUUGUCUACAGUCAAGUCAAGGUUGUGUGGCAAAUAUCUUCGGUACGUAUUGAUGGGUUAGACUGGUCGAAUUUGCAGCUGCUUUUCUCUCUAGGUCCUCUUCUUCGACAGAGGAAUAUAUAUACAUCAUGAAUGUUGCUGAGAAGGAGAUCUUAAGAGCCGAUAAUGUUCACGAAGCUGCACAAGAGAUGUUCAAAAUAAUUCAGCUCAGGGGCCGCAUAUUCUGCCUUGAUUGUUGGGAUGGAUUUGGGGCCUCUGCUGUUCUUAGAUACAUGGCGGCAAUGCUUCCAUCCAGGAGAAACAUUCCGGAACUAUGCUUUGACAGAAUAAUUUUCAUAGAUUGCUCAAAGUGGAAUAACAGGAGAGCGGUGCAGAGAGCAAUUGCACAGGAACUGACACUUGACCGCUCUAUAAUGGCUACUCUAGAUAAGCAAGACGAAGAGGAUGAUUUUAAGGGAAUUGGUGAAAGCUCGAGGAAUGAGAUAGGCAGUGUUGCACAAGUGAUUGAGCAAACCCUGACUGGCACCAAAUUUAUGAUGUUUUUUCUCAAUGGAAGUGAUGACGAGGUUGACAUUGGUUCGUUUGGCAUUCCUCUUACAAGGUUUGGUAAAAACAUGAUGAUAUGGACCUUCAACAGGUGCUGCUUGACAAUGCAUCGCCAUGUUGACCGUCUUUCGAUAUCAAGCAAUCUAAGAUAUACUCAUGUUUUCAUAUAUUCAUUCCGGGGAGCUCGCUCAUUAAUAGCUUAUGAGUUUCAAGAACUACUUCAUCAACAAUGUGCCACCAUAGUUGCUCGAAGUCCAUCUAUGCUAGACAUCAACCCUACAAUGGUUAAAGAAUGUUGCCUCUAUGGGUUAUUUCUUCAUUAUAUUUUUCACAUUUCCACCAAACUUGAUUGGAUCGCUCAUGCUUCCAACUAUUGGAUAUGUGAUGCAAUCAUACAAGGGGACAAAGCAAGGGAUGUUAGUAACACAUUGCAUGGAGAGAUAAAUUGGGAGGGUGAUGCUACUGUGAUUGAUGAGGUGCUUCAGAUGCUCAUGAAAUAUUUUGAGCAUUUAUUUCUGGUAGUUAAAGAUGAUGAUGUCUAUAAGGAAGGGUCAUACCGUUGGAUUUCAGUCACAUCAAAAAAUAUGGAAAUAUGUGGUAUGCAAACUAUUCCUGCAGUGACGUCAUCUCUGUUUUUGGCAUUUGAAAGAUCCGAUCACCCACCAACUCUGCAAAAAGGCUUCUUUGAACAUUCCAACAAGCUUGGUGUGCUAGUUCUCUGUUUCUGUGCCUUCAAUUUUGCAUCACCUCCUUUUCACCAUUGUCAGAACCUCAGAUUCCUUGGAUUGGACCAUUGUACACGUAGCAAAACAUGUGAAGCAGAUAAUCAUCAAGAGUGGGCAUGCUUGUAUAAUCUUUUGGUGCUGGACCUACGCUACACAGAGUGGGAUAAUAUCUUAUCUGAGGAGAAAAUGGAUCUUAUGAAAAGCAUCACAGAACUAAAUAUAGAAGGAGUCAGAUGUUGGCGGUACACAGCUCAGUUACAAGGGAGGCUGCCUAACCUUGAGAGACUCCGAAUAAUCAAACCAACUUGUCAGCAUGAGACAUCAAAUGAUGUUGAUAACUCCUUCAGCAUGAGACAUCAAAUGAUGUCAGCAAGGAGGUUGCCGCGCCCGGCAAGCAAGCUGCCGGGAAGAAGCCAAAGAAUGGACCCAAGCCCGAGACUGAGUGCUUUUAUUGCAAGGGAAGCGGUCACUGGAAGCGGAACUGCCCUAAGUACUUAGCGGAUAAGAAGGCCGGCAAAACAAAAGGGGCUGCGGAAUAAGCGGAAACUGGCAAAGGACGAGGUGACGAUGCACGUCGGGAAUGGUUCCAAGGUCAAUGUGAUCGCCGUCGGCACGCUACCUCUGCAUCUCCCUUCGGGAUUAGUUUUAAACCUUAAUAAUUGUUAUUUAGUGCCAGCUUUGAGCAUGAACAUUGUAUCGGGAUCUCGUUUAAUUCGAGAUGGCUACUCUUUUAAAUCUGAGAAUAAUGGUUGUUCCA
Triticum aestivum (bread wheat) is the source of this 2166-nucleotide messenger RNA. RefSeq lists its product as uncharacterized. Bases 267 to 1907 code for a protein of 546 amino acids. Lineage: Eukaryota; Viridiplantae; Streptophyta; Magnoliopsida; Poales; Poaceae. The transcript is spliced from 5 exons. The record is from RefSeq and is a predicted model, not a curated record.